GCCGCGGAGGCGCAGGCGGAGGGCGGCGAGCGCGGGUGGAGCGAGGCGCAGCUGCGGCGCUACGGCUUCCGCGCGCGGCCCAUCCCGCGCCUCAGCCACGGCGACCCGCGCGCCGAGGAGCUCAUCGAGAACGAGGAGCCAGUGGUGCUGACAGAUACAAACUUGGUAUAUCCUGCCCUAAAAUGGGACUUGGACUACCUCCAGGAGAACAUUGGGAAUGGGGACUUUUCAGUAUACCGAGCCAGCACCCACAAGUUCUUGUAUUAUGAUGAAAAGAAAAUGGCAAAUGUUAAGAACUUCAAGCCCAAGUCAAGCAGGGAAGAAAUGAAAUUCAGUGACUUUGUUGAGCAGCUCCAGGAAAUCCAGCAGCAGGGUAGUGGAGAAAGGUUGUACCUGCAGCAGACCCUGAAUGACACAGUUGGGAGGAAAAUUGUGGUGGAUUUCCUGGGCUUUAACUGGAAUUGGAUCAACAGGCAGCAGGCAAAACGAGGCUGGGGUCAGCUGACAUCCAACUUGCUGCUGAUUGGCAUGGAAGGGAAUGUGACUCCCGCGCAUUAUGAUGAGCAGCAGAAUUUCUUUGCUCAGAUUAAGGGAUACAAGCGGUGUAUCCUGUUUUCCCCUGACCAGUUUGAGUGCCUCUAUCCCUAUCCUGUGCAUCAUCCGUGUGACCGGCAGAGCCAGGUCGACUUUGACAACCCCGACUAUGAGCGGUUUCCCAAUUUCCAGAACAUAGUUGGCUAUGAGGCUGUGGUGGGCCCAGGCGACGUGCUUUAUAUUCCCAUGUACUGGUGGCACCACAUCGAGUCUUUGCUGAAUGGGGGAACGACCAUCACUGUGAACUUCUGGUACAAGGGCGCCCCGACCCCCAAAAGGAUUGAGUACCCACUGAAGGCUCAUCAGAAAGUGGCUAUAAUGAGGAACAUAGAGAAGAUGUUGGGCGAGGCCCUUGGAAGCCCACAAGAGGUGGGUCCCUUGUUGAAUAUGAUGAUUAAGGGGCGGUAUGAAUAAUGCGUGGCCAGUGCAGUGGUGGACGUCCGAGCUGCUUCACCGAGUCCUGGAGGAUAACGAGCGCUAGUAUUGCACGCAGCACUUAAAAGACUAAGGGACCCCUGGCCCAGUUCUGCCCCACUGUGUACUGCUAUAGGGGAUCACCGGCAUCAGAACCUUUCCAUUCAUCUCUUCUUUCGCCUUCCGGAAGAAUGCCAAGGAAGAACCCAGCACCGAUAACUCCUUGUUCCCUGCCUGCUGAGAUCAUAGAGCUUGGCACCUGGUACUUAAAGCAUUAUGAAAUAUGUUUGGAAGGAGGUUGAGUCAGGCUGAUCUCGUCAGCCCCUCGACUCCAUUCCACACACGGGAUGCCUGGAGUUGCAUGAGGGGCGGGCAUGCUAGAGCCAAGCCUGGGGCUGAGAGACUCUCAGCGUGUGGGGGGUGGGGGGCGACCUUUCAGCCACGGACACGUCAGAUGCUUUGUUUUGUUUGGGCAGUAGAAGCAAGUGCAUGACGGCACCUGUGUAGUUGCCUGUUUGGGUGAGUAACUAGGCCGGCCAUUUCGAUCUUCCUUCUGCACCUCAGCGUUAGAAAUCUACCUAGAAAACCUCCACCUUCAAGCCAUCUCACCUCGCAUAUUUAACCUCCAAACUGCGUGAAGGCAGUGCUUUCACUGAUGGUGUAACUUAAAGCACAUUUAUGGUUACAAAUGGAUGAAAGUCAGGUAGAGGUGGAGACGAAAAUGUCUUCCAAGUCUGCCUUGUCUCCUCAGCAGCAAAAACAGCGUUCUGGGGGGCCCCAGCUCUCCCCUUGCCUAAAAACACAAGAAAACAGGCCAAAAUCCCCUUGCACACAACUUCCCUUUACACCACUCAGGAUAUUGGUUCUUUGGACAGCUCACAGUAAGUGUUCCUUUUUUCUUCAGUAAAAGUGUGUUGUGUUGUUUUCUGUCCCGAUAGCUGCAUGGGAGCGUUAGUUCCAUUCCACCCACAGCCUUCUGCAGCCCAGAUCAAGCGAUAAGUGACUAGGCAGAGAAGGGAGAGCAGCAGCCUGGCAGUGAUGUUUUCUGCAGUGGCUUUCUCAGCAGAGGUUUCUGGGUGAGGUGGAAUGCUCCAUUCUCCUUUCCCUGUUUUCCCCAUAACUGGAAGGGAACAUGAAUGUCACUGGUUUUAUUUCGUCAAGACGAGCGUGUGGUGUUGCAAUCCCAGAGGACGAAGGACAAGGUGCUUCCCUGACGUAACGACUAUUGCUUUGUCCCUUUGCCACGGAACAGAAAUCCCUGGAGCAGCUCUCCUUUUCCCAGUGAGAGAGGAAAAUGGCUCACUGCCUGGCCAAACACCUUGGCAUAACGACCCUUUUCCGGGACAGACCACUUUCCUGUCAUUUCCUGUGAAUUCUGGAUGCAGUGGCUGAAAUAGUACUGAGGAGAACGGGGGGGUGGUGUCAGCUGCCACUGGGCUGGGUAAGUGUCUUCAGCGGGACAUUGGGGAGAGCCAUGAGCUUCGUUACAAGCAGACGCUUGUUUUGGCUCUGCGAUUUGCAGGGAGGCCAUGGCGGACCAGUGCUCUGGACACUCUUCGGUCUGGGCUGGGACAGGGUGGCCUGCAGAGGUCGAGGUGGGGCUUCUUGAGUGGCAGCGGCAGUGUGGCCUUUGGCUGAGAGCAAGAGCAGUGCCCAGGCUUCCUGGAGUGCAAUCCUGGGUAGGCUACAGCCUUCACCCGUGUGCUCCCAGGUUGGGCCGCCGGCAGAACCUUGUUCUGUGUAGUGCUCGUGAAGAAAUAGCCGGUGCCUCAGUAGAAGGAAGAAGACGGGACUUAAAUGCAAUCUUUGGAUCUCUUUUUCUUUUUGCCAAAGGUGUAACUUUUGAAAGUUUCUAAACAGUUGGGUUUUUUAAAAAAACAUUGCACUCGACUGGUGCGAAAGCUCAGUUUACAAUGCACUGAUGGACUGAAUUAGUCAAUCUCUUUCUCUUUUUUUUAAUCCUUUGCUUUUUUAUGCCCUGCAGUGGUAUUGGGGAAGUUUGUGUGUGUUCUGGGAUGUGUGAAAACACAUGGGAAAAACAUAAUACCUUCUGAAGUGUAGUUCUUAAAAUACAACUGUUGUUCAAUGACAAAA
Varanus komodoensis (Komodo dragon) is the source of this 3102-nucleotide messenger RNA. RefSeq names its product hypoxia inducible factor 1 subunit alpha inhibitor (gene HIF1AN). Gene Ontology annotation, cellular component: cytoplasm; nucleus. Gene Ontology annotation, molecular function: peptidyl-histidine dioxygenase activity; ankyrin repeat binding; [protein]-asparagine 3-dioxygenase activity. Lineage: Eukaryota; Metazoa; Chordata; Lepidosauria; Squamata; Varanidae. Gene Ontology annotation, biological process: peptidyl-aspartic acid hydroxylation; negative regulation of Notch signaling pathway. The transcript is spliced from 8 exons. The record is from RefSeq and is a predicted model, not a curated record. Bases 280 to 1008 code for a protein of 242 amino acids.